CGUGCGAACGACUCCAAAAUGGUUCACUACCUCCUCGUGUUAACACUUGCAGCGGCUGUCAGCGCCAGAACAGCUAGCACAAACCAAAACAGUCUGGACGAGGGCAGGAGUUCAGAUGACACAGUAUUAGGAGACCUCAAAGUUGCCUAUGAAACAUACAGAGACUGCAGUGGUAGCGAUAUUGGCAGCUGCUUGAAGUUGAAGCUAGCUAAGGCGCUUAACAGGAUCUCAAAGAGUGAUGAAGUCACUCUUCUCGGUGGAGUCACGAUCACAAAAGACAAGAAUGCAGUCGAGAAAGUGCAGGAGGAAGCGAUUCCAAGAAAUCUUGAUGAGAGCUCCUUGGACAACCUCAUUUUGGACAAAAUCGUUGGAUUCAUGCAAACUCAUACCGUCCAGAUCAAAUUCCCCACCGGUUCGGACCUUCAGCGCGCGUUCGACGAAGGUCGUGGAAGGAGGAAGAAACUUGCCCCACUCCUUGCGAUCCCACUUCUCAUCGGUGGAAUGAUCGUACCCCUAGCCUUCGGAGCACUGGCCCUCCUCGCUGGAAAGGCCCUGAUUGUCUCCAAGUUGGCUUUGGUGCUUGCUGGUAUCAUUGGUCUGAAGAAACUUCUCUCCUCAAGUGGAACAGGAGAAGCUCAUGAAGUGGUGGUCUCUGCUGGACAUGGUGGAGCUGGUUGGAGCAGGUCCCUCGAUUCACACGACCUUGCCUACAACGCGUACACCCAAUAAAUCCACCGGAUCAUUAAUUUUAGUGGCGGCAUUAUGAACUAUUAUUUAUUUUAGUUUACAGCAAAAUGCAUAUGCAUUGUUCCAAAGAUAUUUAUAGACUGACAUGGCGUGCAAAGGACAUGAUGAAGUUUCUAAGUUAAAAAGUACCUCAAUUCUCUUUUAUAUAGUCAUAUAAUAUGUAAUAUA
Molecule: messenger RNA, 915 nt
Organism: Pieris rapae (cabbage white)
Lineage: Eukaryota; Metazoa; Arthropoda; Insecta; Lepidoptera; Pieridae
Gene: Osi8
Exons: 3
Coding region: 19-729 (236 amino acids)
Source: RefSeq, a predicted model, not a curated record